Molecule: messenger RNA, 4543 nt
Organism: Podarcis lilfordi (Lilford's wall lizard)
Lineage: Eukaryota; Metazoa; Chordata; Lepidosauria; Squamata; Lacertidae
Source: the annotation of a GenBank genome assembly
AUGUGCAGCUCGAUCCAUAUUUACUCGCAAGUAAGCCUUGCAAGGGAGUGUGCCCAGGGUCUCUCGGCGCUUCUUCUGCCUCUCUCACCCACCCGCAAUUCUGCUUCCGCGCUUUCAUAAAGCCCUGAUUUUGCCGUUUCAGAUUUUGCUGCUCCUCGUCCCGCCCCAAAUUCGGCUGCCCCCCCAUACGCAAGAGGCGGGGCGUUGGCGACAAGGACCAAUCCCGGGGCUUGCAUGCAAAUCGAGGCCGGCGUGUGUUUGUUUUCAUUUCCCGGUGCAGCGGCUUUUGGGAAAAGGCGAGCGUUGGCUCCAGAAUCUGAGCGGGCCCGGAUUGAGAGAGGAGGCGAAGCUAGGCUCUGCUGUUGCUGAGAGGAACGGGCAGCUGCGACCCCAACGCUGUGGAGUUGCGUGCUGUGGAAAGCCAAAUGUGACACGCGGCAGGGCGAUUUUGAAGAAUGUUUCCUGGAACGGGAUCUUUCUGAUUCUUCCUCAAGUAAGUUAACAGUUUUUCUUUGCAGUUUUUCUUUUUUUAAAAUAAAAAUUAUUUGAUGCCUCUCGUCUCCGCUUUGCGCGCGAGCAACGAUACAAUCCUGUGCAGCCUUGUUUACUCUCGAAAGUGUGACUAGGACUGCAGCUUAAAUAUUUUCCCACAGCUGAAUGUAGGGCAUGUCCCGCGUCUCUAAGUAACCGGUUUUUUAACUGUGCCACCACAGCAGUAAUAAAGUCUAACUGAUAAACAUCCGUCCCCAUUGUUAUAUAGGACUUUCCCAUUCAGUUUUUAUAGUAGCAUAACGUUCUAGGUGCUGUGUGUGCGCGUGUGUGUGUGUGUGUGAGAGAGAGAGAGAGAGAGAGGGAACUUGGAUUAUUUACAGACAAUACCAAUGCCCCGUUGAAAUAUUUUGCGCAAAAUAACUUCCCAGGUGUCUAUGGGGGGCGGGGAGGACGAUCUACAAACGCAUUAAAUAAGAAUUUUUACUUGAAAUUUUGUAUUGGGUCUGAAACCCGUGCCUCCCCCCCCCCGUCGUCUGUGAGCCUUUCAGUUCAUCCGAGUUGGGUUGCUGAACUCUAAAAAGAAGUGCAAGAUGGGAACUGUGAAAUUGUGGACUUUGUGUUUUACGGAUUGCUGAUGUGUUCAAAACAAGCGGCAUCCACAAAUUCCAAUAAAUGCUUAGGGAUGGUUCAUACUUCACCAAAAUAUGAAAUAUCAGACCGAAAUAUGAAUAAAUGAGGCAAUGUGUAUCAUAUAAGUACAUUUAUUGGAUUGCAAAGAUAGAAGAGUUGAAUGUAUACUUCAUGACAAAUACAGAAAGAUCCAGAAUACGGUACAUGUUGCAUUAAAUGCAGUUACAUAUUUAAUAUGUCUGGCUUCUUUUUUGUUAACUUGCAGGCACAGAGGAGCAGAGGGAGGGGAAGAUUAAACCUUUUCCUUUGUACUCCAGGUCCAACUAAAAUUGUCCCUCAAGCUGGGAUUUGCUGUAGGACAGAAGGUGCUGUUGGUGAAACCAUGCAUUUAUUGUAACAUGUAGUUCAGCCUUGAACGUACAAGUUUUUAGGUCAAGUAUGGGGAACUGGUGGCUCUCCAGAUUUUGUUGGACUCCAACUCCCAUCAGUCCCAGCCAGCAUGGACAGCGGUUAGGAAUGAUGGGAAGUGAAGUCCAAUAAUACCUGGAGGGCUACAGGUUCUCCUUACCUGUUUAGAACUUUUCUCAAACAUAUGCACUGUAAUUAUGCAAUUUUAUGGUACAGUCAUAUAGCUUGAAGUAUGAUGUAUAAAUAUAACAAAUUAGAAUAUGAGUUAGCAUCUCACAUGGAAUUCCUCGCAAUAAUGACCGUAAGCUAGAGGUUCCUUUACACAUCAGGAACCUGUUGCUAUUGCACAUGAGGAUCUUCUCACUAAACAGGCACGUGUUUGGUUUAGCAGAUACUGUUACUACUGAUCACCUGAAUAGAUGGGUGAUCUAGAAUAGAGAUGGUGAGAAUAAUGCCCAUAAAAUGAACAUCUUUUUUUUUUGUUAGGGAGAAAGUUGGUUUGCUCUGACAUUAUUAUUAUUAUUAUUAUGCAUUUUUACCUGGCUUAUAAGGUUCCUUAGGAGAUUAUGCCUGAGCUGUGGAAGCUUUAGUAUUACUGAUUUGUAAUUUAUGUGUGGGAACAACUGACCUACUUAGGAAAGCAAUACACAAGGAAUGGAAGAAGGGACUGUACAAAAAAAAUAGGUUAAUAGCCUGGUAGGAAAUAAAUCAGGUUAUGGUUGUCAUGAUCUCCUGUAGUCAGGCAAUAUUGGCUGCUAUAUAUGGGGCAGAUUAGGAUAUGUUUGUAUAGAGUCUAAUCUGUGUUGUGCUCCCUGAUGUUCCUAAUUCUUAUUGAAUAAAGUGUACAUGGAUUAAUUUUGCCCAAAUGACAUCUGUUGUUAUGUUGGGAUUUUGUUGUACUAUAUCAUGGACUGGCUGGAUGCAGAGGAGUGUUGGGGGGCACCAGCUGGGGAACCCUCAAGGGAAACCCCUGGGGAAGAGGUCUCAGAGGCCAGGGGACUGGUAGUGGGAUGACGGGUGAGAGGUCAGAGGAAGCUGAAGAAGCAACAGGGUUUAGUGAGCAGGGAGAGGCUGUGGCAGAGAGCAGUCCAGCUUCAGGGGCAGGAGAGGAGGAGGGCCAGGAGAUGGAGAUGAGGCAGGCUGCUGAAGAAUCCAGGGGGUCUCCCUCUCCUGUUGCGACUAACUCCCCCCCACCCCAGUCUCACAGAACACACAGAGAAAUGAAGAGGGUGGAGCAGUGAGAAACAAGAUUAUGAAGCCUCAGUCUGCUGGGGAAGAAACUGGGGGAAGAGCCUUAGAGAGUGGUGGGAAGGCUCUCACAACUGCUUCAUUGGGGCAAGACCUACUUGGAAGGAUUGCUGUGACCACUAGGUAUGCACUGUUUUGGUUUCUUUGAGUAAAGAAUUAACUUCAAUGACACUGGUGGUGGUGUUGUUUUUGCUGACCUAUUCCUGACUCCAGCUUUUGACAUACUGCAUCUUUUGCAGUUCAUGUAGUAAAAUAGAUUGACAGAUUUGGGAUGGGUAUAGACCAGUGUUUCCCAGCCUUGGGUCUCCAGCUGCUUUUGGACUACAACUCCCAUCAUCCCUAGCUAGCAAGACCAGUGGUCAGGGAUGAUAUGAACUGUCUGGAAACAGCUGGAGACCUAAACUUGGGAAACACUGGUGUAGACUAUUAAUUUUAUCAAUAUUAUUUUCUAGCAUAUCAAACGUGAAUGACUUACUCAAAAUCUAUUUUGGUAUUGGACCAAGAUUCUUCUUUCCACCACAGCCCCCUCGGCCAUUUGACAUAAUUUUGAUUGCAAUGCUAUAUCAAUUUGUCUGGGAGUCUGUUGAGCACAGUGGACCUUACUUCUGAGUAAGCAUGCAAAGAAUUGCACUGUUGAUCUUGGUUUGUGGAUGGCAGACUGUUCUUCCUAGUUACCUGUGUAAAUGGUUGGGAUUUUAUACAUGGUAAAAAAAGAAGUGUAGAUGCCUUUUAAAACAAAUUCCUGAAAACUGAUUUUACAGUUCUUUGGAAAGUAUAUAAAAAACCAUUGAUAUGCACUUUCAGGACAGGAAAAGGUAAUUUGAUUGGUUUAUCUGCACAGUGAAGGAAAAAAAAAAGAUGAAUUCAGACAACCAUAUCCCCCCCCCGACUUUUGCAGUAUCUAGGUACUGGGAUUCAAACCUAACCAGGUCAUCUAAAUGGGUCUUUGCAGUAGUGGACAACAUAAUGCUUAUAGGUUUUCAAAUGCAUUUUGACUUUAGGACACUAUCAUCUGUUAGAUUCCAAAGGCAGCUACAAAAGUCAUCACAUUAAGCAAGAACCCAAUUGUCUGAAUCUAUUAUUGGGUAUAGGCCUCUUUUAGAUGGGUUGUUUUAAUCCCAUGCAUAUGCUUUAGGAGCAGUGAUGCAUAUGGUGACUAGUGCCACUCACAGGUGAAUUGACCUGGUGCCUGUAGGUCAGUUACCCAGUUCUGCCCUAUUUGCCAUGACUCAGAAAAAGGCGGUGAUAAAUUGUGCUGAUGCAUAUCAUUCCAACCACUGUCACAGCCUUUAGGCUGGUGCAAUAUAAAUGGCUGCCUUAGAGGGCAGUUUAUGACAGGUACAAAGGGUGGAACAAAGACUUGAUGUGCGAUUUUUUGUCUAGUACAUUAGCGCCCUCCAGGUAUUUUAGAUGGCAAGUAUCUGAGGGAUAGCUCAUUCGGUAGAGCAUGAGACUCGUAAUCUUAGGAUUAUGGGUUCAAGCCCCUUGUUAGGUGAAAGAUUCCUUCAUUGCAGGGGAUUGGAUUAGAUGAUGUUUGUGGUCCCUUCCAACUCUACAAUUGCAGAGUUUGAUUAAAUUAGCCUUUGCUCUGAUUCUUACAUUCUUAUCUUAGAGUGUUGUUAUUAGUUUGUGGGUGCAAGGCACCUAUAAUUCCUGAAUUUAGUAAGUGUUAGAAUUUAAUCAGUGCCACAACUGUACUGUGCAAUGAGAAGGUCAUACCGACGGAGCAGACUUAACUUCUCAUUUUGUUCAGCUUCUUUUAUAG